CGCCGUACGAAAGUCGGCCGACGGCGUCUUCGCGAGGCUGGCGCGUGACGUCGGCAGAAGGCGUCACGUGACCGAGCGAAAAGGAAGCCCCAAAGUCGCUCGGCGUCCCCCUUUGAUUUGGCGUCGUCGUCCCGCGUCCGCCCGUCACGCGUGCGAGUUGUGAGGGCGCCAUGUAUCGAGUUGCCCUCUCGUCAAGGCACGAGGGUCUCGCGGCGCCGGUCCCAGAGAGGGAGCGCCAGCGUAGCCCCCGCCUCGCCGCGCCCUCGUCCGAACCUCCGAGUGGGCGGGGAGACAGACGCCUCGCAGGAAGACUUGAGAACGUGAGAGCCGCGCGGAGGACACUUUUUCGAGAGCCCAUAUGCUCGCCUUGUGCCACCGUCGCCCACCUCACGCGUUCGACGCCGACGAGGAAGAGGAAGAGGAAGAGGAGAGCGGCGGCGGCGAUGUUUAGGCGACCCAGCGAGGUGCUCGGACGUGUGCCGCUCGGCUUCCUCGAGUAGACUUUUUUUUUUGUUUGCGGAGGGUGAGGGGGUGGGGGGUGUUUGCUAGUUUGUUUUGUUGGGCGUGGGUGAGAGUGAAAACUUCCGACGAGGCGGCUCCACGCCAAAUGUCGACGCCCUGAGCGGCGCGGGACCUCGGCCGGCCGAGCCGCCGCCAACUUUGUCGGCCAUGCAGGUGAAGAAGCAGCGGCGGUCGCGCCAGAGCGCCGGGGACGACGUGCCGCCGGCGGACGCCCCCCGCAAGAAGUCGUCGUCGUCGUGCUUCUCCAAUAUCAAGAUAUUCCUCAUUUCGGAAUGCGCCCUCAUGUUGGCCCAGGGCACCGUCGGAGCUUACCUGGUGAGCGUCCUGACCACGCUGGAGAGGCGCUUCAACCUGCAGAGCGCCGACGCGGGCGUGAUCGCCAGCAGCUUUGAGAUCGGCAACCUGGCGCUCAUCCUCUUCGUCAGCUACUUUGGGGCCAAGGCGCACCGGCCCCGGCUGAUCGGCUGCGGGGGCGUGGUCAUGGCCCUGGGCGCCCUCCUGUCGGCGCUGCCCGAGUUUUUGACCAAGCAGUACGAGAUCGGCGACACGUGGACGACCGAGGCCGGCCGCGACGUCUGCUCCAACGCCAGCGGCGCCGAAGUCCAGUCGGCCGAGGACGCCGUGUGCGCCAAGCGCAGCAACACCAACAUGAUGUACCUGCUCCUGAUCGGGGCCCAGGUCCUGCUGGGCGUCGGGGCCACGCCCGUGCAGCCUCUGGGCGUGUCUUACAUCGACGAUCACGUCAAGAAGAAGGACUCCUCCCUCUACAUAGGGAUCCUCUUUUCCACGCUGGUGUUCGGGCCCGCCUGCGGCUUCAUCCUGGGUUCCGUCUGCACCAAGUUCUACGUGGACGCCGUCUUCAUCGACGCCGAUAAGCUGGGAAUCGGCCCGGAAGACCCGCGGUGGAUCGGCGCCUGGUGGGCGGGCUUCCUCCUGUGCGCCGCCUUACUCUUCUGCUCGGCGCUGCCCAUGUUCGGCUUCCCUCAGUCGUUGCCCCGCAAGGACGGCGAGGAGGGUGCCGACAGCGAGCGGGCCAUGCUGCCCCCGCCCGCUCCUCCGGCUCCCAACUCGGAGGCUCCCAAGCCCCCCUCCUGCUGCCAGCAACUCAGGGUGAUCCCCAAGGUGACCAAAGAGCUGCUGUCCAACCCGGUGUUCACCUGCGUCAUCCUGGCCGCCUGCAUGGAAAUCGCCGUGGUGGCCGGCUUCGCCGCCUUUUUGGCCAAAUACCUGGAGCAGCAAUUUAACCUGACCACCACCUCGGCCAACCAGCUGCUAGGCAUGACGGCCAUCCCGUGCGCCUGCCUGGGCAUCUUCAUGGGAGGCCUGCUGGUGAAGAAGCUGAAGCUGUCGGCGCUGGGAGCCGUUCGCAUGGCCAUGCUGGUCAACCUGAUCUCCACCGCCUGCUACGUCUCCUUCCUCUUCCUGGGCUGCGACACGGGCUCGGUGGCGGGCGUCACCGCCAGCUACGGCAACAAUACGCUGCAGGUGGGCAAGAGGCCCGAAGCGCCGUGCAUCAAUGGCUGCAACUGCUUCACGUCGUCCAUCAGCCCCGUGUGCGGCUCGGACGGCGUCACCUACCUGUCGGCCUGCUUCGCCGGAUGCACCCGCGCCGUCGGGCAGAACCUGAGCGGAUGCGCUUGCGUCUCCCCCGAGAGCGAAUUAGCCACGGCGGUUGCGGGCAAAUGCCCGACGGCCGGCUGCCAGGAGGCCUUCCUCAUCUUCCUGUGCAUCAUCUGCUUGUGCAGCCUGGUGGGCGCCAUGGCCCAGACGCCCUCCGUCAUCGUUCUCAUCAGGACCGUCACCCCCGAGCUCAAGUCGUACGCGCUUGGCGUCUUGUUUCUCUUGCUGCGACUCCUGGGCUUCAUCCCGCCGCCCCUGAUCUUCGGGGCCACCAUCGACUCCACGUGCCUGUUCUGGAGCUCGGACUGCGGCGACAAAGGCGCGUGCCUGCUGUACGACAACCUGUCGUACCGCCGGCUGUACGUGAGCCUGGCCAUCAUCCUCAAGGCGGUGGCCUUCCUCCUCUACACCACCACCUGCUUCUGCCUCCGUCGCAACUACGACGCCUACAUCAAGAGCCACGAGGCCAACGUGGCCCCCGCCGACUUCUACCCGUCGCUCUCGGAGGCCCCCAAAGCGGACAGGACGCAGUUCAUAUAUAACCUGUCGGACCGCGAGUAUUGCGAAACCGUGGAGUCGGUUUUAUAGCGACUGCUUCGGGCACGCCGGAUCCUCUGGCCAAGGAACCCCUUCGUCCCGC
Molecule: messenger RNA, 2782 nt
Organism: Hippocampus zosterae (dwarf seahorse)
Lineage: Eukaryota; Metazoa; Chordata; Actinopteri; Syngnathiformes; Syngnathidae
Product: solute carrier organic anion transporter family member 3A1-like
Exons: 9
Coding region: 670-2730 (686 amino acids)
Biological process (GO): prostaglandin transport; sodium-independent organic anion transport; transmembrane transport
Cellular component (GO): membrane
Molecular function (GO): protein binding
Source: RefSeq, a predicted model, not a curated record